This is a messenger RNA of Colossoma macropomum (tambaqui), 3463 nucleotides long. Its product is annotated as very long-chain acyl-CoA synthetase-like. The transcript has 10 exons. The coding region runs from base 127 to 1968 and encodes 613 amino acids. NCBI's taxonomy places the organism in Eukaryota, Metazoa, Chordata, Actinopteri, Characiformes, Serrasalmidae. The record is from RefSeq and is a predicted model, not a curated record. Gene Ontology annotation, molecular function: long-chain fatty acid transmembrane transporter activity; long-chain fatty acid-CoA ligase activity.
GUCGCUGUGUGCACUGAAGACUCUACACACUGUAAACUGUAUUUCUAAGUGGAAGUUAGUUGCUCGGCUCUACUGUCCAGUCUUCUUCCUUAGAAAAUCAAACCGACAUCGAUUGAUCUGCCAAAAAUGGGAAUAUUUUACCCUGUUUUAUUGGGAGCAGGUUUGACUGCAGUUUUUUUCUUCUUUAAAUUUCCUUAUUUCCUGCAGGACUGCAGGUACAUGGUGAAUAUGUUGAGGGUUGGGUCUAAAAGGGAGAAGUUUCGGGAGAGAAACUACACACUUCUGGACUGUUUUUUGGACCUGGUGCAGAAACAGCCGCACAAGCCAUUCAUCGUGUUUGAGGAUAAGGUGCACUCCUACCUGCAGGUGGACCAGGAGAGCAAUAAGGUGGCCAGGGCACUGCAGGUGCACAGCGGGUCCACGAUGGCGUUGAUGCUGGGAAAUGAGCCGGCGAUGGUGUGGAUCCUGAUGGGUUUGUUUAAGAUCAACUGCGCUGUGUCUCUGCUCAACACCAACAUCAGAGCCAAAUCCCUCCUACACUGCUUCAACUGCUGCACAUCUUCAGUCUUCAUUGCUGGAGCAGAGCAUCGGGAGGUGGUGUGCGAGGUGCUGCCGGAGCUGAAGGCGCAGGGUGUGUAUGUGUAUGUGCUGGGUGAUGAUGGCGGGGUCGAGGGUCUGCACAACCUCGCCGAAAAAAUACAGCAACAACCAAACACACCUGUACCCCCCUCACCCAGAGGGAACAUCAGCAUGAACAGCCCCGCACUGUACAUCUACACUUCAGGAACCACAGGUCUUCCUAAAGCUGGCCUGGUUCUACACAGCAGACUCGCCACCUCAUCUCUGUUCCUGUCUAUGGUGGGUGUGAAGUCGGAUGAUGUGCUUUAUAUCCCGCUGCCUCUUUAUCACGCUGCAGGGCUGCUGAUUGGUCUGGCUGGAGCGAUAGAACGAGGUAUCACAGUGGUGCUGAGGAGGAAGUUCUCAACAUCUCAGUUCUGGAAGGACUGCAGGAAGCACAACGUGACAGUGAUCCAGUAUAUUGGAGAGACCAUGCGCUACCUCUGUAACACACCCAAGACAGAUAAUGAUCGUCAGCAUAAAGUCAGACUGGCCAUUGGGAACGGGCUGCGUGCCGACGUGUGGCAUGAUUUCCAGCGCAGGUUUGGGCCUUUGGACAUUAAAGAGUUCUACGCUGCCUCUGACGGAAACAUGAGCUUUGUAAACUACACUGGGAAAGUGGGCGCUGUGGGCAGGGUCAACUUCUUCCACAGCAAAGUGUUUCCAUAUGCACUGAUUCAGUUUGAUGCUGUGCGAGAGGAGCCAGUCAGAAACAACAAGGGGCGCUGUGUGCCUGUUCCAACAGGUGAAACUGGUCUCCUGGUGGUAAAGAUAACAAAGGUGGCUCCGUUUGUGGGCUAUGCGGGGAAUCCAGAGCAGACGGAGAAGAAAAGGCUGCGGGAUGUUUUCCAGCCGGGAGAUGUUUACUUAAACAGUGGAGACCUGCUGAAGAUCGACCACGACAACUUCAUCUACUUCCAGGAUCGAGUCGGAGACACCUUCAGGUGGAAGGGGGAAAAUGUUGCCACCACUGAAGUUGCUGAUGUCCUUGAUAUGCUGGAUUUCAUUGAAGGUGCCAACAUUUAUGGUGUGAAAGUUCCAGGUCAUGAGGGUCGUGUUGGAAUGGCAGCGGUCACUCUGAAGGAAAACCUCGAGUUCGACUGCAGAGAGACCUUUAACCACGUCACCAGUUUCCUGCCUGUUUACGCCAGACCGAGAUUCAUACGCAUCCUGGAGUCUAUGGAGCUGACAGGAACGUUUAAGCAGGUGAAGGUGAAGUUAGUGAAGGAGGGGUUUGAUCCCGAAGUCGUUCCUCCGCCCCUCUACGUCCUGCAUGAGAGCAGCAGCAGCUACAUCCCCCUCACACAGUCCUACUACAGCUCCAUCGUAGCGGGGGAGAUACGCUUCUGAACGUACAGCGUCACCCUGAGGGACUGACUGGUUUAACAGGUUAAAACUGGAAAACAUGCUAGCUGCUAAUGCUAGCUGCCUCUCUGUAAGCUGUAUAGAUCCCUGCAAUCACUGCUCUGCUGAGCAGCAUGCCUCAUACCUGCUGCUCUGUGAGCUUCAUUGUUGCAGGACCAAAACGGUCAAGCUGGUCCACCAAUUUGGUCAAGCUGCUCAUGCUGGUCGCCCAGUUUGAUCAAGCUUAUCAUGUUGGUCCCCCAGCUUGGUCAAACUGGUCAUACUGGUCCAACAGCUUGGUCAAGCUGGUCAUACUGGUCCACUAGUUUGGUCAAGCUUGGUCAUACUGAUUCACCCGCUUGGUCACACUUGUCAUUCUGGUUCACCAGUUUGGUCAAGCUGGUCAUGAUGGUCACCCAACUUGGUCAAGCUGGUCAUAUUGGUCCACUAGCUUGGUCACAUUUGUCAUGCUGGUCACCCAACUUGGUCAAGCUGGUCAUGACUGUCCCACAACUUGGUCAAACUGGUCAUACUGAUCCACCAGCUUGGUCAAGCUGGUCAUGCUGGUCGCCCAACUUGGUCAAGCUGAUCAUACUGGUCCCCCAACUUGGUCAAGCCGAUCAUAUUGGUCCCCCAACUUGGUCACGCUGAUCAUAUUGGUCCCUUAACUUUGUCAAACUGGUCAUGUUGGUCCACUAGCUUUGUCAAGCUGGUCAUGUUGGUCCACCAGCUAAACCGCCAAAGUCAAAGAAAAACAUAUUACAUACUGGUCUUAACCAGCUUGAGCAGACCAGGCUGAUUUUUUAGCAAGAUUUUGUUUUUUUUUUUCAAAUGAUUAAUUACAUUACUGAUACUGAAAGUCAUGUGUUUAGCACUGAACCUCAUAUGGAACAUUUGUUUAGAGUGUAAUUCUCCUGUCCUGUGAUGAAACUGUGAUAACUGUCCACACUGUUUUUGCUCUACGUGACUGUAAGAGCGUAAAUGUGGUGCACUUCAAUGGUUGUGAUAAUCGGCUGUAAUUCCAAUAUUGGAAAAAUGAUCCUCCCAUUUAUCUGUGAAUACUGUUGACCGCUGAUGUAUCCUGUACCUGUAGUGUGUUCAGUGAUGACUGAAUGUGUUUCUGAACUGUGGAGACAAUGAGGUCCUGAAUCAGAAGCAUCACUGAGUUUACUGACUGGUGUUGUGCUGCCCUCUGUCUUUCAGACCAGGUACAGCAGGACCUGUUCAGUUGUCCUGAUCAGCUCUCAGAUGAGAAUAUAUGAACUUUCUGAAGAAGAAACUGGAGAUACAGCAACUUUAAUAAGCCAGUCCUGGUGCUCUUCCACAAGAGCACAGUUUUAUGUCUGACAGUGUGUGUGUGUUACAGCUUUAUGGGAUCAAUAAUCUGAUCACAGAACAGUUAAUCGAAUAAUUGUAAUUAUCGAUUGUAUUGUAAAAGCUUUGCAUGUUUGUGUGAUGAUGUUUGCAGAAUAAUAUCAGAAUAAAGAUAUAUUUAAUAUUA